Molecule: messenger RNA, 2179 nt
Organism: Rotaria sordida
Lineage: Eukaryota; Metazoa; Rotifera; Eurotatoria; Philodinida; Philodinidae
Source: the annotation of a GenBank genome assembly
AUGAUUGAUUCAACUAUGAUAAAUGGAGCCUUUUGUACUCUUACUGUUCUGCUAUUGGUAUUAACAUUUUGUUACUCACAAAAUCUAAACUAUCAAUGUAAUUUCGACAAUGAUGUGACAGGUGAUUGUCAAUUCAGACUAACAUCGGGAGGAAUCGAUAAUUUGGCCUUGAUAAAUGGCAGUGUCCCUGGUGGCAAUCCUACUCAACCCUUAUCUGAUGUUACUGGUGUUAAAUCUCUGACUACACCUAACAAUGAACCCUGCAAUUUUCCAUAUACCUAUACACCAGGAAACUGGCAAAUGUGGUUUUGUCGACGUUAUUCUGCUACCAACUUAACGUGUCCAACUAAUUCCGGUUUUGGACAAUGUGCUAUUGGAAAAUUUGCCGGCAUAAGAGCAUCAGUUCCUACUGGUGCAUAUGAUCAGACAUAUGUGACUGAUGUUAAACAAAGCUCAAGUGCUAUUCAAUGUCUUGAUUUCUAUUACUAUAUACCUGGAACAACGAGCAAUCCUAAAAUACAAGUAGGAUGGACAGCUGACGCAGACACACAACAAAUAGUCGAAUUGCCAGCACAUUCAGAAAACAGAUGGCAAAAUAGUCGGAGUAGCUUUACAGCUCCUUCAUCAUCUUCUUAUCAACUUACAUUCAGAAUGAUGCGCGAUACGGGAGGUUUCAGUUUCACUUUUGGUUUGGAUGAAAUCAAGAUCUAUGAUCAACCUUGUGGUAUGUUUUCUUGUGACCACUUGAAGAUUUGUUUUCACGUUUACUUUUUUUUCUGGGAGAUUCCACUCAGACGACAACUACCACUGCCGAAGUAGGCAUUUACAGCGUUUGAAAGAUCUCCUUUUACUUUUAUUUUGUCCACAUUCGUAUUUGUUUACAGUCAACCAGCAUGAUCCACACCAGUACAACUACUCCUGUGUUGCCCGAUACAACCACUCCUACACUAACAAUAACUACCACUAGAUCACCCGAAACACUUACUACCGAGUCAACCACAACCACUACUGAACUACUCGAAACCACCACUACAAUAUCAACAACAACUACUACUCUAUCGCCUGAAACGGCUACUACUGAAUCAACAACAACUACCACUGAGUUAGUGGAAACAACCAGUACAACAUCAACAAUAAUUACUACUGAAUCACCCGAAACACCCACUACCGAGUCAACAACAACCACCAUAGAAUUACCAGAAACGCCUAGUACCGAGUUAGCGACAACUACCACUAAAUUAUUAGAAACGAGCACUACAACAUCAGCAACAGCUACUACUCAAUCGCCCGAAAUCGCCACUAUUGAAUCAACAACUACCACCGAAUCACCCAAAACGAUCAUCACUAGUGUGACAACAACAAUCACGAGUGAGUUACCAGAAACGCCUACUACCGAGUUAACGACAACUACUACUGAAUUACUAGAAACGAGCACUCUUGAGCCAACUACAGCUUCCACUGAAUUAUCGGAAGUGACCAACUCUGCAUUAGCAACCACUACUGCUGAAUUGCCGGAAACGACCACUUCUAAGGCAACAAUCACUACCGCUGAGUUGUCCGAAAUGAUCACGAGUGAGGCAACUACAGCUUCCACGCAGUUAUUGGAAACGACCAUCUCUGCGUCAAUAACCACUACUACUGCAUUACCAGAAACAGCUACUCUAGAAUUAAUGACAACUGUCACUGAAUUACCACAAACGACGACUCUUGAGACAAUAACAACCACCGCGAAAUUAUCGGAAAUGGUCACAACUGUAUUAUCUAUAACUACCACUGAGUUACCCGAAACGACCACUCUUGAGAUAACUACAGCUUCCACUGAAUUAUCAAAAACGAUCAUCUCUGCGUCAACGACUACUACUACUGUAUUAUCAGAAACGGCCACCUUGAACCCAAUGGCAACUGUCACUGAAUUAUCAGAAACGACUAAUCUUGAGGCAAUAACAACCACUGCAGAAUUAUCGGAAAUGGCCACAACUGUAUCGAAUAUAACUACCAUUGAGUUACCCACAACGAUCACUCUUGAAGUGGCUACAACUUUCAGUGAAUUAGCGGAAGUGAUCACCUCUGAGUCAAAAACUAUUACUACUGAAUUACUCGAAACGACCACUUCUAAGGCAACAACAAGUGCCACUGAAUUGCCCGAAGUGAUCAGUCAUGAGACGACGAUAGCUUCCAC